Chaetomium strumarium is the source of this 2427-nucleotide messenger RNA. RefSeq lists its product as uncharacterized. Lineage: Eukaryota; Fungi; Ascomycota; Sordariomycetes; Sordariales; Chaetomiaceae. Gene Ontology annotation, biological process: eisosome assembly. Bases 1 to 2427 code for a protein of 808 amino acids. The record is from RefSeq and is a predicted model, not a curated record. The transcript is spliced from 2 exons.
AUGGCUAGCGCUGCUGCGAUGCUGGGAUGGGCGAGCAGUCCUGCGUCUCCCGCUUCCUCUCCAACUGAGCCGGGCUCGUUUCCAGCACCGCCAUCGGCUGCUCCCAGGUCUCAAGAUGCGCGUCUUGCCGCCGGUUGCGCACAACUACACCCAAAACAACCAUCCUCGCCUCCUUCGCUCUGGGUAUCCACCGCCGCCAAUCUGGCUUUCCGGGCGAGCAAGACACCUCCUCCAAAUGCCGAGCAGCUGGCUUUCUCCAGGCAAGACUCGGCACAUGCCGCAAAGGGAGUAAUGGCCAACUCGAGACCGAGGCCGAGGGCGAGGUCGACCCCUCAAACGCCGACGGAGAAGAACGCAGAUCCGUUCAACGCCGGGUCGGAUGCCCUGAGCGCGGCGACCAUCGCGCAUGGGCGGUCCGCACGGUCAAGCACCAUCUCGGCAGGCGAAGCGGGCGCGGUCCCCUACACGACCAUGAACAGGCAGAUGUUCACCUCGCACCCGCCGGUCAGGCCGGAAAUCGAUGAGAAGAACCGCGCCGAGGUUCUGCACGCAUCGGCCAUUGCCAUGGCCAAGAAGAUGUACGACCAGCAGCAGAAGAUGAUCGACAGUUCCGCCCGAGCCCGUGGCCAUGCGCGGACGUCGUCCCUUCCCGGCGGCCCUGUUGACUCGGAAAGUCUUUCGAGUGCGCGGAACGAAGAACAGGCCCCGAUGGCGUACGGCAGCCUGCAGGAGGCGGCGUACCGACUGGCGCAAGAGCGCCUCGCCAAGUUACAAGAAGAACACCAAAAGCAGAGAGGUCUGCAGGAUCGCUACGCUGAGUCAGCCGCACCACCGCACCGGAGCAGGUUCGGCUCCAUCAAAAGCAAGUUGACUAGGAAGCGGUCAUCGAGCGACGGAGACCUGCCAGGAGAGGACAGGCAGCGGUCGGAGCAGAUCCGCAGGCAGAUGUCCCUUCUGAACAACAGGCUGAGCGAGGUGGAUGGGGAGAAGCGGGCGCGCGACCGGAAGGCGCUGCUUGCCGCAGCGCAGCGGAACGUGAAGGCCCAGCUGCAUGCGAUGGAUGCGAAAGUGCAGUCAGACACGGGCCGAGUGCCCCAGAUCACGAUGGACGACUGGGGGAGAAAGGCGCUCGUGGCGGCGCGGGCGAGGUUCGACGCGAGCAAUGAAACGGCGGGUAAAGUCGACCUUGGCGGCGGCAAGUUUAUGGAUAGGUCCGAGGUGGAGAGAAUUGCCGCUGGGAGGAUCCAGCCUCUGCUGGAUGAGAUCAACGAGAAGGCCGAGAAGGAGCAGGAAAGGCAGGCGGAGGAAAGAUUGGAGGAGGAAAGGCAGAAGGAGGAGGCAGAGAGGGACAGGAUGAGAGAGAAGGAGAUCCAGGAGAUCCACAAAAAGCUGAAAGAGCAACAAAAGCAGGACGAGAAAGCGAGAGAGGCGGAGAUCAAGCAAAAGGAGAAGAUCCGGAAGGACGAAGAAAGGGCGGCCAAAGCCGAACAAAAGCAAGCUGCAAAGCUAGAAGAGGGGAAGGAGGAGGAGGAGGAGAAGGAGGGCCUCCCGCGAUCCACCACCGGUCAGACCGAGGCGGUCGACCAGGGCCAGCUACAGCCCACCGCCGAGAGCAAGCCCAGCACCAGCGCCCGCCAUGUCCGCGCCUUGUCGAUCAGGUUCCCGAAGCGCCCAUCCAGGACGCCCAAGGCCCUAGUAGAUACAGCGGUGGAAGGGCAGCAGCCUAGUUCAGCCGACGAGUCGACUUCCCCUAAGCAGAAAGUCCGUGCUUGGUUGCUCUCCCGCUUUCCCCGGCCGCGCGCCAAGUCUGCAGGCACAGCUCCGGCUGCGGAACAGGCAGCUCGCGACAGCAAUCCUCCCACAAAAAGGGGCUUCAUCGGCGGCGUGGCCCUGGCCCGCCUCAGGCGAGAUAACGCCAGCACGCCCUCGGUGGUAGAACGGCAAGAACAAGGCACGGGGGCUGGGUCCGGGGCGGAUAAGACGGCAGAGAACGACAGUGCGAGCAGCACGAGACGCGACUCGAGCAUGUGCGAGGUGGCCAUGGCAGGGCGGCGGACCACCACGAAGGGUGCAGACGAGCCAGGCGAGAGCAGCGUGGCUACAGCUACUACCGCAUCGGCUCGGGUGACCGUCCCUUCGACUCCUCCCCAGCGGCCCGUCUCGCAGGUCUCGCAGGCUAGUGUCCCCAUCUCGGUGUCGGAGCAGCCAUCUGUUAGUAGCCUGAGGAGUUCGAGUGCGAGAAGGAGCAGCAGCAGCAGCAACAGUGGUAGUGGCAGUGGCGAGGAUAAGUUUGUGGAGGCGAGGAGCGAGCCGGAGACGACGAGGUCCAAGAAUCUGACGCCGCCUAGGGUGCUGGGGGCCGGACAGGGGAUGGCGGGGAAGGCCAGUCCGUUUAGGGAGUCGCGGUUUUCGGAGAUUUUGGAAUAG